AUUAUAGAAAAGACAUCUAUAACAUAUAACUUGCAACUUAUUAAUUUACUAAUAUCAUCAAUUAAUAAAUUUGAAUGCAAGAAGAUCUUGGAAUAGACUGUCUUGUUAAUUGACGAAAUUCGUCUGAACUGCAUCUAAUUAUUAAGACAGCACUGUAUCUACUAACAAAUAUUUUAUGCAGUUUUAUAUAUGAAAAUACUCUCUAACCUAAAACUUGCUUAAAAAGUGGAGUACUUGCAUUAAUACCCAUUGUUCUGUAACUAUUAAUAAUUUCUCAUAUAUAUCUAAUUUCAAUAAAGAAAUUAUCAUGACUGACAACUUGGAUCGUCUGAGCAAAUACUUUAAACAGACUCUAAAACCUACUGUAAGAACCAACGUACUAGAAUGUCGUGUCUGUGAAGAAGUAUUUACUGUCGAUGGAAUAAAAGUACCAAGAUUACUACACUGUGGUCACACAGUAUGUCAUUCAUGUCUUUUACGAUUGAGACCUUGCAUGACAGAUCAGCAGUUCUUAUUGUGUCCUUUUGAUAGACAGCCAACAGGCAUUAGUCAGAACAAUGUCUGUAACUUGAAAAAGAAUUUUGCUCUAAUAGAAUUGCUAGAGAGAUUAGAACAGUCCAACAGUGAGAAACUAUCUAUACUUGAAAGGGAGAGAUUCCAAUCUAAUCAAACUUGCGAUGAAGAUGAAACUCAUACAGCAGUAUUAUAUUGUACAAUUUGUAUGACACAUUUGUGUGAGAAUUGUGAUAGUACCAUUCAUUCUUCAAGGACUUUAAGCAAACAUAAACGUGUAACUCUAUCAGAGAAACCGAAGGACAAACCAAAGUGUCCAGUGCAUACAACACAUGUUGCAGAAUUUACUUGCACUCAGGAAGGUUGCCAUAAUUCCCUUAUGUGCUAUUUGUGCAAGGAUUAUGGUAGACAUAGUACGCAUAAGCUAGCUUUGGUGGAAGUUGAGGCAGAGAAUAUUAGAAAAUCUAUUGUCACUGCUCUGCAGAAAAUGACACAAUUUAUGGAGAGUAUGAGAGAUACAGCACACAGAAUAGAAACGGUGAUACAAGAGCUAGAGGGAUGGGCAAUAGAAGAUGCAAGACAAAGAGUACGUCAGCAUUUUGAGGAACUAAGAGCUCUAUUGGCUGAACAAGAAAAUGCAGCCAUCUCUUGUAUUGAAACAGAAACCCGUGGGAGAUUAUGUGCUUUAAGCCAGCAACAACAGGAUUUAACUACCACUAGGUCUCAAGUAGCUGAUGUGUGCAUUCAGUGCGAAAGUAUUUUGGAUUCUGAAGAUUGGAAGUUAUUAAGUAGCGCAACGAAAGUUAAAGAAGUGUUAACUACGUUGGAACAACAACAACAACAUUAUGCUCAACUUGGCCCUGACUUCCUCACACCCGAGUCCUCUAUACCUAUAAUAUUCAGCCGUGACAACAGAGUACAUAUCGGCACAAAGAUUGACAUGCGUGUCGUAAUCUUAGGAUUAGACGGUGCUGGAAAAACAAGCAUUCUAUCAGCCAUAAGAGGCAUCACGCUCUCCGGACCGCCAAUUUCUACAAUUGGCUUCAAUGUAGAAAGUCUAGAGUAUAAAAAUUUGGUAUUCACUUUAUGGGAUGUUGGUGGACAACAGAAGUUUAGGCCACUAUGGAAACAUUACUAUCACAAUACACAGGCAGUAAUCUUUGUAGUUGAUGCCAGUGAUAGAUCUAGAUUCGAAGAGGCUCAGAACGAACUAUCAAAAAUUGUAAAUGAACGCGAAUUAAAAGACGCUUUAUUCCUGAUAUAUGCCAAUAAGCAAGACCUCGCUGGUUGCGCCAGUGUCGAAGAAUUAACUGAUAUUCUGUGUUUGCAAAAAUUAUGUUGUGGCCGAGCAUGGCAUAUACAAGGCUCGUCCUCACUUACAAACGCUUGUGGUUCUACACAAGGUCUUGAUUGGUUAACCCAACAAUUGGGUGCUCAUGAAACUUUAUAUACCAUACCCACUAUAUCAUAAAACUUAUGUGUAGCGACUAUGCCUUAUAGAACGAAUGAGAUUACAAUGAAGAAAAUUCAGACUUUGUAUUUAUAUACUUAAUUAGUCUGCAAUUUGUUUUAUAAAUUACGUAUUGCACAUUCCGCGUAUAUCUUUCUUAAUUAAUUUAACAAUUGUGAUAAUGUUUUGAAGUUAUGUUUAGCUUAUUGCCUUUGAUAUGAUGUAACUAUCAUGUGAUAAUAGUCGUAUUAAUCGAAAGGCGAAAAUAAACGGCCUGGGCACGUCUAGAAAAGUCUUAUUUAUUUUAUUACAUUGGUUACUUGGUUUUGCUUUUAAUACAUAAUCAUACCAAUCAUAUUUAUAUUUAUAUUUCAUUCAGUCAUGUCUGCAUACAUCCAAUCAUUCUUACAUUUUAACUGGAGCAAGAUGUUUAAUACGCGCGUACACUGUACGGAAAUUGAAA
Messenger RNA from Bombus impatiens (common eastern bumble bee), 2426 nucleotides. RefSeq names its product E3 ubiquitin-protein ligase TRIM23. Gene Ontology annotation, cellular component: cytoplasm; lysosomal membrane; plasma membrane. The transcript is spliced from 7 exons. Gene Ontology annotation, biological process: vesicle-mediated transport; intracellular protein transport. Bases 308 to 1984 code for a protein of 558 amino acids. Gene Ontology annotation, molecular function: zinc ion binding; GTPase activity; GTP binding. The record is from RefSeq and is a predicted model, not a curated record. NCBI's taxonomy places the organism in Eukaryota, Metazoa, Arthropoda, Insecta, Hymenoptera, Apidae.